Molecule: messenger RNA, 1958 nt
Organism: Brachypodium distachyon (stiff brome)
Lineage: Eukaryota; Viridiplantae; Streptophyta; Magnoliopsida; Poales; Poaceae
Product: UDP-glycosyltransferase 73C3
Exons: 1
Coding region: 105-1643 (512 amino acids)
Molecular function (GO): UDP-glycosyltransferase activity
Source: RefSeq, a predicted model, not a curated record
CCAAAUACAUAUGGGAAAAGAAAUCCCCAUCUGACAUCUCCACCGCCAGUCUAGCGCUGGCUUCUUGCACCACUCAUCCGGCGGGCCAACAGAACACGUCUGCAAUGGCGCCGACGGAGGACUCAAUUAUUGCUACGUCAUCGCCGCCGCACUUUGUCCUCGUCCCCCUCGCGGCGCCGGGCCACAUGAUCCCCAUGGCCGACCUCGCGCUCCUCAUCGCGGAACGCGGCGCGCGCGCGAGCCUCGUCACCACGCCCGUGAACGCGGCGCGGCUGCGCGGCGUCGUGGAGCGGGCGCGGCACGCCAAGCUCCCGCUAGAGAUAGUCGCGCUCCCGUUCCCGCCGCCCGCCGCCGCCGGAGACGAAGACGACGUCGUCCUUCCCCCGGGCUUCGAGAACAUCGACCAGAUCAAGGACAACAGCCACUUCCUCCCCUUGUUCCAGGCCAUCCACCGCCUCGCCGGCCCGCUGGAGGCCUACCUGCGCGCACAGCCCCAGGCGCGCCGGCCCAGCUGCAUCGUCGCCGACUGGUGCAACUCGUGGACGGCCGCCGUGGCGACGCGCGUCGGCGUCCCGCGCCUCUUCUUCCACGGGCCUUCCUGCUUCUACUCGCUCUGCGACAUCAACGUCGCCACCGCCGCCGAACACGGGUUAGUUCCCGAGGACGAGAGCGAGGCGUACGCGGUGCCGGGCAUGCCGGUGCGCGUGGAAGUGACCAAGGCUACGGGGCCUGGGUUCCUGAACUCGCCCGGGUUCGAGGCGUUCCAGGAGGAGGCGAUGGAGGCCAUGCGCACGGCGGACGGCGCCGUGGUGAACACGUUCCUGGGCCUCGAGGAGCAGUUCGUGGCGUGCUACGAGACGGCGCUGGGAAAGCCGGUGUGGGCGCUGGGCCCGUUCUGCCUCGUCAACAACAGCCGGCAAGACGUGGCCUCGCGCGGGCACGACGAGUCCUCCGGCGCCGACCUCCAGAGCGCGGUCACCGCGUGGCUCGACGCCAUGGAGCCCGGCUCCGUGGUGUACGCCAGCUUCGGCAGCCUCGCGCGGAAGCUCCCCGGACAGCUGUUCGAGGUCGGGCACGGGCUCGAGGACUCCGGGAAGCCGUUCCUGUGGGUCGUGAAGGAGUCCGAGGUGGCCUCGCCGGAGGCGCAAGCGUGGCUGGAUGCCCUGGAGACGCGCACGGCGGGGCGGGGACUCGUGGUGCGCGGCUGGGCGCCGCAGCUGGCCAUCCUGGCGCACGGCGCCGUGGGCGGGUUCGUGACCCACUGCGGCUGGAACUCUGUGAUAGAGUCCAUGGCGCACGGCGUGCCGGUCGUGACGUGGCCGCAUUUCGCCGACCAGUUCCUGAACGAGAAGCUGGUCGUGGACGUGCUCGGCGCCGGCGUGUCCGUCGGCGCGGCCGUGGCGCCCGUCAAGCUGUUCGAUGACGAGGCCGUGCUCGUGCUGCGGGGCGACGUCGCGAGGGCGGUGUCGGAGCUCAUGGGUGAUGGGGAGGCGGCGGAGGAGAGGAGGAAGAAGGCCAGGGAGUUCGGGGAGAGAGCGCAUAGAGCCGUGGAGAAAGGUGGGUCGUCGUAUGAGAACCUGACGCGGCUGAUACAGAUCUUCGGGGAAAAUGGCCGCAGCCCGCAAGGAAACCUGAAACUCUGACGUUGAUGAACUGCCGAAGGAACGGUAGGGAACAACAAGUACAACUGCUACGAGAGCAGCAUUUUAGAACCAGCAUUGCACUGCAGAUGAAUUUGCUGUGUUCUAUGGUUCUGAUCCUUCUGGAUGAACUCUUCAGGAAAAAAAGGUUAUGUAUGAAGUGACUGCAUGCUUCUAUGUUGCUUGCCUCCUCGUUUUGGGUUUCUCAAUCCGGUGAGGAAACAACUUUGAGCAGAACUUUAAUUGCAUGCGAUUUGACGUGUUGGAUUGAGGUACGGUGUAUGCAAAAACAUUUACAGUGUUUGUUUUUCUCUGUUU